AUGACGCCCGAUUUGCCAGGGGGGCCUAAUACAGAGAUUAUUCAUCCCGAGCGUGGAUUAUACUUGGCAAUCACGCAUGCAAGUGAUGAAGAGACAGAGGAGUCGUUUGAAUCGAGAGGACUUCAAGGGCCACCAGACUGGGAAUUUUACGAGAGAGACUUCGACUAUGAAGAUGGGGAAGACGAGAAGAGAGCAUACCCUGUCUCUCAACCAAACAAUGAUGGAAAUCCAGGGGCGAACAUUGUCCACUUUAGCCUAAGGCCAAUCUAUGACGAGGAGGCGUUCCUCUAUGGGCUUGAACGGUUCUCUGCACUAAAAAGAGUGGCUGUUACCCCCGCAGCUCAUGGUGUCCUAUUUGCCCUGUUAUAUCAAAGCCCCAUGGUUCGAGCUUUUCCGCAAGGAUUCAACUAUCCUAUCCCGCGCGGAUGGCCAGUCUCAAGUGCGGAAGAGCCAAGAGAUGUGAUCACAUUCCCUUGGAAAAGUGUCGACGAGAGGCACAGAGGAAAGUACCCCGGAUUCCGCAUUGUAACACGCGCCCUUGCACAACAGAAGAACAAUGUAGUGGAACUGGUUCUGGAUGCUCGACAAAUCGACACAGGGACCAACUAUCUUUCUCUCAUGUUUGGCGGAAGACGAUCAGCCAUUGAGAACUGGAAAACAUUCCGCGAUGGAAGGCUUCGCAAAACACUGAGCGAAAUGAUAGACCUGGAGGAGUUCACCUUCUACACGGCGGGGCUGGAAAAUUGUUAUGAGGGUAAAACCCCACCGAUUGACAGCAACACAGUGUUUGCACUAUCGCGCUUUAUAGUCAGCCAGGCUGAUCUAGUCAAACUCCUUUCAAAAUUACCCGAAACACUCCACUCUGAAAUUGAGUUUUCUGGUAUUAACAAUUUUAUCGGUACUGAGCGGUCUUUUCGUCUCCAUGGAGGUGCUUCGUGGUUCGGGAAGGCAGUGAACGAUUUUUUAUACGAGGGCGGGGAAAAUCCAUUUUAUGACCCUCGAGGUACUAUGAUAGAAAAAAAGCAACUCGGAACAACCAAGGAUGCAUUUGAUCCUUACAUUUAA
Penicillium manginii is the source of this 1065-nucleotide messenger RNA. RefSeq lists its product as uncharacterized. The record is from RefSeq and is a predicted model, not a curated record. NCBI's taxonomy places the organism in Eukaryota, Fungi, Ascomycota, Eurotiomycetes, Eurotiales, Aspergillaceae. The coding region runs from base 1 to 1065 and encodes 354 amino acids. The transcript has 4 exons.